Cydia splendana is the source of this 1292-nucleotide messenger RNA. RefSeq names its product L-asparaginase-like. Gene Ontology annotation, molecular function: asparaginase activity. The coding region runs from base 42 to 1172 and encodes 376 amino acids. Lineage: Eukaryota; Metazoa; Arthropoda; Insecta; Lepidoptera; Tortricidae. The record is from RefSeq and is a predicted model, not a curated record. The transcript has 9 exons.
UUUUGUAAUAAUUCAGUACGCUAAUUAAGUACAUAAUAAACAUGACGCAAAUUAAGAGAGUGCUUGUGAUCUACACUGGUGGUACGUUUGGGAUGCUGAAAAAUGAAAAAGGAGUACUGGUGCCACAAAAGAACAUAGAGAAGGUGAUCAGGCGCCUGCCACAAUUACACGACGAAGAAUACUAUAGAGCCCAUCUCGCUAACUCCGAGAAGAAGGAGUACCUCGCUCUGCCAGACGGAAAGGAUACAGAAUUGAAGAUCUUAUACAAAAUUUACGAGUACGAAGAACUGAAGGACUCUUCAGACUUUACUCUCGACGACUGGAUCAAGCAGGCUAGAGAUAUCAAGGAAUACUACCACGACUAUGACGGCUUCGUGGUUCUCCACGGCACGGACACGACGGCGUACGGCGCCUCCGUGCUGUCCUUCAUGCUGGAGACGGUCGGCAAGACCGUCGUGCUGACGGGAGCACAGGUGCCGAUCUUCCAGCCGCGUAGCGACGGCAACAACAACUUUUUAUGCGCGUUGCUGAUCGCCGCUACUCAGCUCAUUCCAGAGGUCACCGUGUUCUUUGGAGCCAAAUUGUUCAGAGGAACUAGAGUAAAGAAAGUGUCCAACACCCGCAUCUACGCGUUCGACACCCCGAACUACCCCCCGAUCCUAGAGGCCCGGACGACCCUGGAUGUGGACCCGAAGAUGCUGAUCCACCCGCCCGGAUCAGUACCGGACGAGUGUCGGAUACACGACCGGCUCAGCCGGAAGGUCUACACGCUCAAAGUCAACCCCACCAUCACGGCUGAGGUCAUCAGAUCUGUGUUCCAAGGAAUGGAAGGCGUAGUGCUAGAAACAUACGGCAACGGCAACAUCCCGAUCAAGCGCAAGGAGAUCUACCAGGAGAUCGAGCGAGCGGUCAAGAAUAAUGUACUAGUCGUCAACGUAACGCAGUGCAUCAAUGGAACUGUGCAGGGGAAGGCCAUUUAUGAGACUGGAUUGUUGCUGGUAGAAUGCGGAGUGGUGCCGGCGUUCGACAUGACGGCGGAGGCGGCGUGGGCCAAACUAUGCUACGUACUCUCCAAGACUGAACUCAGCUAUCAACAGAAGGUCGAGUUGAUGAAGACGAACAUUCGUGGCGAGCUGUAUAACCCGAACCACGUUGUUGUCAACGGAAAGUGAUUAAAAUCUUUAUCCUAAAGAGAUUCUAUAUGAGUUAUGAUAUUUUGAAUAAUGUUUAAUAUAAUAACACAUUUACAUAUAUGCCUGUGGGUGCUCGAAUAAAGACAGGAUUCCACCAUU